Messenger RNA from Coffea eugenioides, 991 nucleotides. RefSeq names its product ubiquitin-conjugating enzyme E2 35. Gene Ontology annotation, biological process: DNA damage tolerance; protein K63-linked ubiquitination. Lineage: Eukaryota; Viridiplantae; Streptophyta; Magnoliopsida; Gentianales; Rubiaceae. Gene Ontology annotation, molecular function: ubiquitin conjugating enzyme activity. The record is from RefSeq and is a predicted model, not a curated record. The coding region runs from base 165 to 626 and encodes 153 amino acids. The transcript has 8 exons. Gene Ontology annotation, cellular component: nucleus.
UCCCCAUAAUUCAUUGCUAGUGAGAGAAAGUGGAGAUUCUCUUCUAGACUCUGAAAACCUUCUUCUCUUUCUCUCUCUAAAAAAAGCCCUUGUUGCGUAGACUCUGCGAACCCAUCAAGCAAAAACUCUCAGCCAUCUUCGCCGAAUCAAUCCCAUUCAAUUCGAUGGCUAAUAGCAAUUUACCUCGUAGAAUCAUCAAGGAAACUCAGCGUCUUCUUAGCGAACCCGCACCGGGAAUAAGUGCAUCCCCCUCUGAGGACAAUAUGCGAUACUUUAAUGUCAUGAUUCUUGGUCCAACACAAUCGCCUUAUGAAGGAGGUGUUUUCAAGUUGGAAUUAUUUUUGCCUGAAGAAUAUCCAAUGGCAGCUCCAAAGGUUCGAUUCCUGACCAAAAUAUAUCAUCCUAACAUCGAUAAGCUUGGAAGGAUAUGCCUUGAUAUUCUCAAAGACAAAUGGAGUCCUGCUCUUCAGAUCCGAACUGUACUUUUAAGCAUUCAAGCUCUUCUGAGCGCUCCAAACCCGGAUGACCCACUUUCCGAAAACAUUGCAAAGCAUUGGAAGUCAAAUGAGGCUGAAGCUGUUGAAACAGCUAAGGAGUGGACGCGUCUAUAUGCAAGCGGUGCCUGAAGUUUUCCGGACCUGGUGCUUCCAAAAAGUAACAUGUGCAAUGUACUUUAUUGACUUGGUAAUUCAUAUGGAAUCUGGAAGAAAGGCUGAUACUUGGUUAGGGGAAUUUAAUGUUCUCAGUGCUUCCAGUUACUUCGUUUAAAUUGUUUUCUUGCCAUGAACUCUGUCUUUCAAACUGUAUAAUUAAAUGAAACGUACCAUUUAUCCGUGUUUGCAUCACCCUGUUAGAGGAAUUUCUACAUUUUUAGUUUGAAGUUGAACUAGGGUUUAACUUGUAAAAUAUUUAGAGCAGCCUUCUUCUUGAAUUUGCCCAUGCCCAUGUAGGAGUUGAAAGUGUUGGCUAUGCGAUGUCUUUGACUUGGAGA